Molecule: messenger RNA, 552 nt
Organism: Pipistrellus nathusii (Nathusius's pipistrelle)
Lineage: Eukaryota; Metazoa; Chordata; Mammalia; Chiroptera; Vespertilionidae
Source: the annotation of a GenBank genome assembly
AUGGAGUCUGAGGAAAUCUACAUAAACCAGGAGGUCGGUAUGCAGGCCGCAGCCUUCAAAGACAAGCAGCGGGGGACACCAGCCCAUAGCGCAGCUGUAGAUGACCCCAACUAUGAGAAUAUCACCGUGACCUUAAGGAAACAGGACCAUCCAAAGGGCAGUCACUCACCCCCAAAGAGUAAGGUCCCAGCCCGGGCCAGGCCACCCUCGGACUCUGCCCAGGGCCCCCGGUGGUUGCACCGAGCCUUCACAAGCCUGUACAUCCUUCUUGCCCUGAUUUCCAUCAUCCUGCUGGUCUUGGUUCUGGUGAAGAAUUCUGAGAUGUCUCAGGAGCUGCUGGUCUUGAAAAGGGAGAUCUGGAAUGUCUCCAUCUCCGCGCGGGAAUGCGAGGAGGGGCAGAGGCAGGGCUGGAGAAGCGUCGAGCAAAGUAUCAGCAACGCCAAGCAGCGCAUCGACUUGGCCAACCAUGUAAGCCGAAUCAAGACUCAGUCACAGCAAAUCAUGUCGAUCCUGCAGAAAAUGCAAAAGCCCACACAGCCCACACCUCAGUGA